CUCCGUCCUGGAUCCCCGAGGAACGCCUGCAAUCUCGCACACUACUAUAGGCAUUUUAGCUCACUGCCUCUAGAUAUUGGGCAUCCAUGCAGGUUGAGCCUCAGCACCGCCAACUCAUAUUUGAGCUUAUAAAAGGUUCAAGCUUUUCCAAUCUUCCAUCAAUUAUACUCUAUCGAAUCGGAAUCUCUGGUAUUCGCACAAUUCUCUUAACUUAAUUUGGUUCUUUCUUUUCCAUUUUUACACCAUACACGGUCCCGUACAGCUUGACACGUAUCGUUAACCGUGUGACAGCCGACAUGACUUGGUUUACCGGUGCCCGAGACACGUCCGAUAAAGGCUGGCAUUUCGAUGCCGUCAGUCUCCUGGCAGUGAUUGGAGAAUCCAUUAUCGAGAGGCAGAAGCAUAUUAUAGUAGCUUCAUCAUUUAGCGUCCUCCCUCGUCUUUUACCGGCGCCACAAGCCAUUUUGAACAUGGGUUCGACGACGCAGCUACCACUGCUUAAAAAUGUGUCUGUCAUUGGUGUACAUUCAGGAGCAAUGUACGACGAACUAGGUUACGUCGCCCAAAGGAUACAUCAGACAGAUAAGCUGCAACCAUACGAAUGUCGUGUCUAUGAAAUCUGUCGUUCGGAAAGUUAUGAACCAGAUGCCGACAUUCGCGAAUUGGAAGAGUGUCAUGAAUCUAGAAGAAUAAGAAUACGGCUCAAGCAGUUCUGCGUCAUGAAUAUCUUGACCUUGGCAUCUGUCCUCUUGACAGUCGGCUUGGCUGUCUGGUCAAUCCUUAUUCACGAUGGUAUUGGAUUACUAGCCAUGACCACUAUGUCAAUAUCCAGCAGUCUGGCAUGCCUUUCGCAACGCUCAAAUCCAGAAACUGGGGAAGGAAGAACCGACCUUGAUAAAAUGCCCGGCGAUGUUGUUAUCAGGACCAAGAACGGUGCUUUUGUGGUCGUGCAUUGUUCCGAGACUAUUGCCCAGGAACUAUACGCAAAGCGAGAAAGCUAUUUUUAUGCCAGGAAGCCAGAGAGUUCUGUUUUCAAAAUGCUGAUGGGGACCAGCACCAUUCUAUUGAUGGUAUCCGUGCUCCUCUUCAGCAACUGUGGGUGGACAAUGCAGACGGCUAUUGCCGUUACCUAUAUCUUGCUGAACCUGUGUUACUGGGCCGUUCCCGUGUUGUUCGAUGAGAAAAGUUUUUGGGAUCUGAGCGCUAUUUAUAAAAUCACGCUACUUAAACAUACAUAUAAGAAGAACUUAACGCGCGCACUGUGGGAAGCAAUUUCUACAACACACCAAGUUAAAUGGGUCCGAAAGUCGCGUAUAUUACCGGAUACGGAAGCUUGGAAAGCCUGGCUACAGGAGGCAAAGGAAAGACUUUCUUCAAAUUUAGACUGGGAUCCUGAAAUGGCAAGGGACCGUUUGAUGGCAAAGGUAUCGUUGCCACCUCGCGACCCUUAGAAAGAAGUUGUUUAUAAACUGAAGGAGUGACUGUACAUGCACCUUCUGCUAGAUCACAAGGGAAGGCAAUGGCGUGUUUCCAUUUGCAUAAUAUUAAUAUCAAUAUUACAAUCUAUAUGCAGAAAUAACCAUGGCGAUAUUGGCCAGUACUCAAGUGAACAGGUCCUACCCUCGAGAAUAUGUGAGUCGAGAAGUCUGAUUACGACCUAUAAGAUUGCAGGAUAUGAGAAGGCUCUCAAAGCCAGGAUCCUGCGGACUGUGUACAUAGUCUGUUUCCUUAUUCUGGUUAUUAGUAC
Aspergillus welwitschiae is the source of this 1747-nucleotide messenger RNA. RefSeq lists its product as uncharacterized. The coding region runs from base 297 to 1451 and encodes 384 amino acids. The transcript has a single exon. The record is from RefSeq and is a predicted model, not a curated record. NCBI's taxonomy places the organism in Eukaryota, Fungi, Ascomycota, Eurotiomycetes, Eurotiales, Aspergillaceae.